UCGGUUUUGUUUAUUGAAUCGUUUUUCUCCUUCUUUUAUCAGAAGUACAUAUAUACACGUGUUUUUCAUACAAUUUUUCGUUGUUUUGUCAGUAGUAUAUGUAUAUGCGUAUCUUUCUUAUAAUUUUCGUAAAUAACAAUGAAAACAAUUUCGUCCUCGAACUUGCCAUUUGGAACUUCUGUUUGGAGAUCCGCCACCAUGUGAAUAAAGAACUUUGGAUCACUUAAUAUUCCCUGUGCAACUCCCUAUUGAUGUUUGCCAAAUCAAACGUUUCCGUUUUCCGUUCCCGAUCUCAACUCUAUUCGCAGAAGCAGUGACGAUUCCAUCAGAUUUUCCAGUAACAACAAGCAAGACUACGAUAAGCACAACUAACAUCAAUACAGACACUUCAGCAGAGGGAGUGACGUUUCUAUCAGAGUUUCCUGUCAGAACAAGCAGGACUACGAUAACCAAAACUAACAUCAAUACAGACACUUUAGGAAAGUCCAGGAUGACCGACUGUCGACUGCCAGGAGUGUUAUACAGAGGAUACAGAAACAUAACAGAAUCCGGACGAUCAUGCCAAACGUGGCAGACACAGACUCCACAUGCGCACAACUAUGAUAUUUUCAGACCCGCACAAGAGAAUUACUGCAGAAACUUUGAUAGAGAAGAGCCAUGGUGUUUUACCAAUGACUCAAAUGUUCGUUGGGAACUGUGUGGAGUUGAAGUUUGUGAUACGCCUUGUCUCAACCAAUCCUACUAUAAUAAAGAUAUCACCACUAAGUGUUUGUCUGACACAUCCACAAGUGCAGAAUACUGCAACAACGUAACGCAUGAAUACAUACACGAGAGUACUAUGACGUCACAUUACAUGUGGAGCCUCGUAAAGUGUUUAAAGAAUCGUGUCGAGAAUUCGUCUGGUGUUCAAUGUCCUCAAAUUCAGUUAAAGUCGAUUGCUCUGCGAUUUAGGAACACGAUAGAAAUACUGACAAGGAAAUCUAUUUCUGAAUGUAUCGUGUCCCCAUGUGUUGAGAGGCUGACCUUCGUUGACGGUAUGGCAAAAAUUAUAACCCCGUGCUAUCAACGGUUCCUAGUAGAUUUUUCAACGUUGGAAACAUUGUGCCGAGUUGCACAACAAGUAAUCCACUGUGCGAUAUCACUGGUAAUUAAUGAAACAAACUCAACUUGUGUUGCGGAAGAUAAAUAUGAUCUUGCUAAAAAAUUAGUGCCUCUAAUGCCUCCUGAAAUUGUUGCCAAUGUCAGUCUUUGUAUAUCCGACUUCUUAUCCGAAUUUCCUGAGCCAGUGAAAAAUAUAACACUUUUUGUAGUGAAUCCAGUUACAGAUCAGCCCCCCACAACGUACCCAGACCAAAUUGUUAUCAUCCUAUCUGUUGGGCUUGUCCUAGCUUUCAUUGUCAUCGUUUUCAUUGGCGUUGGAUCAUUUAAAAUAAGAGCCAAACACUUACAAAAGACUGCAAGACGAUUGCCAAGUAUUCCAAAGAAAAGAGAGCAUUCUUACGAAUUCAAAUUGUACUAUCCCGAGGAAUCUAACUACUUUGAUCCAGAUUACCAGACAGUCGAAGAAAUCAACGACGGAUAUCAACAUCUCAUAGGUAAUAUAAACGACAUUGAAGAUGGCAGUGAUGAGAAGAGUGAUGACACAGGAUCGUAUGUACAGCCCAAUGAUGUACAUGUAGUUGCUACAAUUACAGAUGAGGAUGGAGAUGACCAGCAUCAUUCUUAUCUACAAAUCAUAGAAUGUUCAGAAAAAUCCUUAUUCACAAACAACGAAUGUACAACCUUUACUGAAUUAGCGUCGACAAAAUGCGAUAACGAAAUGACAACUGAGCAAGAGAGAAAGAGAGCGUCGGAGGUUAACAAUGAAGUGUCUGAUAUAAAUCAACAAGAAACAGCACCCUUAACCGAUGAUAACAACCAAAAAGGACAUUGCGAGAAUGAAAUUGUAACAAAAGAAAACACUGCUACUACAUUGUCAACAAACGAUUGAACAGAUGUGUAACUAAACAAACAUUUUUACAUAGAGCUUUUUAAGUGGCUCAGACCAUCUGUUAUACAAUUCACAAUGGUAAUUCGAGUAACGUUAGAAUGUCCAAGUGAACACCGCUAUCCUUUAUGAGAUCAGCAGAAAAUCACCGUGUAUCAUAGCAUCGUUCCUUAUCAUUGUUCAUUGGUUAUGCUUUUCUGUGAUGAUAUUCCACUUGUAUCGCUUAGUGAUCAAAUAAAAUAUAAAUCAUAAAA
Ostrea edulis (European flat oyster) is the source of this 2241-nucleotide messenger RNA. RefSeq lists its product as uncharacterized. The transcript has 13 exons. Gene Ontology annotation, molecular function: endopeptidase activity; signaling receptor binding. NCBI's taxonomy places the organism in Eukaryota, Metazoa, Mollusca, Bivalvia, Ostreida, Ostreidae. The coding region runs from base 491 to 1990 and encodes 499 amino acids. The record is from RefSeq and is a predicted model, not a curated record.